Molecule: messenger RNA, 2707 nt
Organism: Erinaceus europaeus (western European hedgehog)
Lineage: Eukaryota; Metazoa; Chordata; Mammalia; Eulipotyphla; Erinaceidae
Gene: EMP1
Product: epithelial membrane protein 1
Exons: 5
Coding region: 53-535 (160 amino acids)
Cellular component (GO): plasma membrane
Source: RefSeq, a predicted model, not a curated record
UGUGCACUUUUACUUUAAGAACUCUCAACUCAAGAAGCAUCCAGAAGCCAAGAUGCUCGUCUUAUUGCUGGGGAUCUCCAUGAUCCACAUCACCACUGUGGUCAUGCUCUUCGUGUGCACCAUCGCCAACGUCUGGGUGGUUUCAGAUCAUGGAAAGUCAUCCGUAGGCCUCUGGAAAAACUGCACAGAUGGUGAUUGCAAUGGAGUCCUGCCUUAUGGAAAUGAUGAGGCCAUCAAGGCUGUGCAGGCUUUCAUGAUCCUCUCCAUCAUCUUCUCUGUCAUCUCCCUCCUGGUCUUCAUCUUCCAGCUCUUCACCAUGGAGAAGGGGAACCGCUUUUUCCUCUCGGGAGCCACCAUGCUGAUUUGCUGGUUGUGCAUCCUGGUGGGGGCAUCUAUCUACACGAACCGCUUCGCCAAUGGGGACCGAAACCCUUACGUGAAAAGCCACCACGGCUACUCCUUCAUCCUGGCCUGGAUCUGCUUCUGCUUCAGCUUCCUGGUUGGCACCGUCUACAUGGUCCUGAGAAAAAAAUAAGGGCCCCCUCUAGUGUGUGGGCCUCUCCCUUGGGGGUGGGAGGAGGGAGCAGGUGAAUCACUGGGAGGGAAGCAGAACUUGUUCUGCAGGCAAAAACUGGAGAGGGAGGGGGAUGGGAGGGAAGUCAGCGGGUGGGGGGGGAGGAUAGUGGACACCCAGACCAUUAGUGAGGAGCUUCUAGACAGGAGGUCUGCAUUGCUGUGGGGAAGGUAGUUGACUAGUGCUUGGUUGCCUCCUUGACAUGGCCAGAGGGCCUCUCUCCUGUGCCCAGGCUGGGUUUCUGGCUGCUCUCAGCUAUAUACACUGUCUGGGGCUCCCAACUGCCAUGCCCCCUCUGUCUCCACUUGGAAGCUAGAUUCUGGGCCUGGUGCUGAGGCCUUCAGACCCAUUGCUCCAAGUGGAAAUAGCAGCGGUACAAGUUCCAGCAACAGCAGAGCCUGUCUUUGGGCUGAAAAGGCUUUGUCCUAAUGCCACCCUACCCUUGAAUCCAAAGCAAACCUUUACAUUCAUGUCCAGGCCAUGCGAGAGGGCCCUGGCCAGCGAGCCCACCCUUGGUCCUCUUUAGAUCUUAUCUUUAGCUCUGUGGGGUUCAGCACUUUCAGGGGGGCUAAUUUUUUUCAGGAGGGGCAAUUUUUCAGGGGGGGAAGAGACAGAGCUAGCAGGCCAAGUUGGUGGGUUGGUGAGCGAGCUAGCAAGAGAAAAAGAAAAGAGAGAGAGAGAGAGAGAGAGACCGAGCAUUUUUAGGAAUGGAAGGAUAGACCUCAAACUUGCCCUUGCAGCUGUCCCAUAGGGAGAUCUCUUGCCACUGACUCUUCUGGGCCUCCUGCUUAAAACCAAAGGCCACACCUGAGGGUUUCUGGAAAUCCACAAAGGACCAAUUGGGUGGAGAAAAUGCCAUGCAAAUUAUGGCAUGGAAGGGCAGUGUUACCACACUGCUACUUGGGGGGCAUGUUUACAGCAUCGCCUCAGUGUCUUCCCAUAUCCACCAGAGGAGAGAGAUAGAAUACCUUCUAACACAGCCUGACUGUCCCUCUAAAUUAUAAGCUUGGGUAGAAAUUUUGUCUAUAAUUACCCAAAUUAGGGAGUGGGGUUUCCCGGCCUCAGUGGCAGCUCUAGUUGUGACACUGGCUGGAGAGCUCACCUUCCCAAGCAGGUAAAUUCUGGAAGCUUAUUGAAACAUUCACAAACCAGAAUGAUGCAGCAAGUGCUCAGGUGAAAGGUGCUAUAUAACAGUCAAGUAUUAAGCAUGCUAGAUUCCAAUCAUGAUAAGAGCAGAGGGCGUGUGCUCCCAGGAACAAUAUGAAAAACUCCUAAAAGAUAAUAAAAAAAAAAAUAGAGGUGAUGGGGGCAGACAGUUCUUAAAGGGAAAAAGCAGAAACUCUUGUGCCAUCCAGCCAGGUGAGAAUGGAACUGGCUGUCAUCACAGGAGUGGUUCUGUGUAGGAAUCAGAAGUAGUAUGUUCUUCCUGAUUAAGCAGGCAUUGCUCUGGCCUGGAGCAGCUAUUUUAAGCUAUCUCAGAUUCUGUCUAAAGGGGUUUAUUAUUAUUAUAUGUUUUUGGUGGAGGAUAGGUAGGGGGGAGACAUUUCCUUUAUGACCCUGAGAAGAUCUUCCAUAGGAAGAAUCUGAGACAUCUUGCCUACCUUUCUUCCCCCAAGCUCUCUGCUCAUCCCCAUUCUUACGUACAUUCUUUCCUGUUAGGGGUUCUUAUACCAUGAUAGCUGGUAUUUAUGCAAAAGGAUUUUUUACUAAGUAUAUUUCUUUAUGUCCAUUCUGGUUAAGGGAAUGUUGAGGGGAUGGUCAACAGGUGGUCUGGACUAUGGUAGAGACUAGCAAGCAAACACUAUGGAAUGGUGAGUUUUAGUUAGGGUUUCAGUUAUUAUAUGAUUAUUGGUGGUUAUCUUCUGUGGAGAAGCAUACUGAAAUAUCAAAUAUAUCCAAAAGAGAUACUCAUGUUCUGUUCAAAAGUCAGACUAGGACUGGAGUGGACUAUGUAUUCCUUUGUACUCUGUUUCUAUGACAUUUAUUCCUCAUAUAAUUUGCAUUACAUGGAUGGGUGUUCUAGUACUGUAUUUGGCUUCUUUAAUAGAUUGAUAUUUCAUAUACUAUAAUUGUAAAUAUUUUGAUACAAAUGUUUAUAACUUUAGGAAAAUAAAGCAGAUUCUGAUUCCCUUA